Halichondria panicea is the source of this 665-nucleotide messenger RNA. RefSeq names its product protein SPMIP2-like. The coding region runs from base 72 to 524 and encodes 150 amino acids. NCBI's taxonomy places the organism in Eukaryota, Metazoa, Porifera, Demospongiae, Suberitida, Halichondriidae. The record is from RefSeq and is a predicted model, not a curated record. The transcript has 5 exons.
UACGGAGGAAUAAAGGAAGAGGCAACGUUUUUCGGUUGCUAUGUUACCUUCAUGAGAUCCAUACAGCAAAAAUGAGCACAGUUAGUGCAGAGAGGAAACCAAAUGGAGCAGUAUUAUUUACUGGUCCAGAUGGAAUCAGUGACUUCAAGACACAUGUUGAGGAACAAUUCUGUGUGGGUCACGGCUCCAUGUCCCCUGAGGCCUCUAGUGAUACUAAGUACCUCUGCAGAGCUGCAACUAAUUGUCCCUAUCCACCUCCAAAGACGGCCAGGGUGGGAGAGAUAGGGUGGGGUGUUCCCAAGUUCUCAGACAACUCCCUACUCAAGUCUAAACAGCAAAUAAUGUUGAAGGAAUUUCGUCAAGCCAGUGAACACAGACACACCCACCGGUAUCAAGACCCCUACUAUCCACCACCCUCCCCCACACGCUCAUCAUCUCAGAGGAAAGCACUAGGUGCUCAGGAGGAUACAAUCAAUGAUCGGAAACUCUCAGUGAGGUCACAGUCAAGUUCAGAACACUCCUAGUCUACUAAUUGACUGUUUGUCAGAGACUAUAAUUUUGUAAUGCCACUGCGACACAGACUAUUGUGACUGUUUCCUUUUUUUUUCCGUGUCAACAAAGUAUUUUUAUCUGUUUACUGUUUAUUAUCAGUGAAGGUCAACGCA